This is a messenger RNA of Exserohilum turcica Et28A, 1480 nucleotides long. RefSeq lists its product as uncharacterized. The transcript is spliced from 3 exons. The record is from RefSeq and is a predicted model, not a curated record. Gene Ontology annotation, cellular component: peroxisome. Lineage: Eukaryota; Fungi; Ascomycota; Dothideomycetes; Pleosporales; Pleosporaceae. Gene Ontology annotation, molecular function: L-serine:pyruvate transaminase activity; L-alanine:glyoxylate transaminase activity. The coding region runs from base 1 to 1416 and encodes 471 amino acids.
AUGUCGUCACGCUUGCGGGCGCCCGCCCGCCUCACCCAGAUCUCGCAGCAUUUAGAAGCAAAGCCAUUCCUGGAAUUGAACACGCCCUUCUCCAGCGAACGCAUCACCCGCCUCGAAGACGACCACGGCAGCCGCAUACUGCCCAAGAAGAUUGCAGAAGUAAGGGCCGACGUCAAGCAGGUCCAGAAGGAAGUCAGGGAGAUCCGAGCUAUCCAGGAGUCCCACGAGUCCAAGAACAAAGCUCCGGAACCGCCAGCCAAGAUGUCGAGCCAAGCACCGCACCCUGCCCUGCUCAUUCCCGGGCCCAUUGAGUUUGACGAUGCCGUCCUCAACUCCAUGAGCCACUACAGCGAAUCACAUGUCGGCCAGCCAUUCGUAAACACCUUCAGCGAAGUCCUCGGCAACCUGCGCAAGCUUUUUGUGUCGACCGACCCGGCUGCCCAGCCCUUUGUCAUCUCCGGCUCUGGCACCCUCGGAUGGGACCAGGUCGCCGCCAACCUGGUGGAACCCGGCGACGAGGUGCUCGUUCUGCACACGGGCUACUUUGCCGACUCAUUUGCCGACUGCUUCGAGACAUAUGGCGUCAAGGCAACACAGCUCAAGGCGCCCAUUGGCGAGCGCCCGCAACUCGACGAGGUUGAGGCAGCAUUGAGGGAGAAGGAAUACAAGAUCUUGACUGUCACGCACGUCGACACUUCGACUGGUGUCCUGAGUGAGAUCAAGGCAUUGAGCGAGCUCGUCCAUAGGGUCAGCCCCGAGACAUUGUUCGUAGUCGACGGUGUCUGCAGUGUUGGCUCUGAGGAGAUCCGCUUUGACGAGUGGAAGCUUGAUGCCGUCCUCACAGCUUCGCAGAAAGGCAUUGGCUGCCCAGCUGGUUUGAGCAUCAUGAUGGUGUCUGGCCGCGCAAUUGAGAGGUUCCACGCAAGGAAGACACGGCCAACUUCCUACUUUGGCUCAUGGAAGAACUGGUUGCCAAUCAUGCAAAACUACGAAGCCAAGAAGCCAUCCUACUUUGCAACUCCCUCGCCACAGCUCAUCCACGCUCUCGACACUGCCCUCAAGCAGAUUCUCUCCCGUCCUGUUGAAGACUACUGGGCUGCUCACAAGGCUGCCUCCCAAAAGGUGAAGCAGGCCGUUGCAGACCUAGGUCUCAAGCAACUUGCUUCCAAGCCCGAAAACCAGGCCAAUGGCAUGACCGCCAUCUACCUUCCCGAGGGCAUGACACCCCCACAAGUCCUCCCCAACCUUCUCAAGAAGGGCGUCGUCUUCGCCGGUGGUCUGCACAAGGAGAUUGCAACCAAGUACAUUCGAUUCGGCCACAUGGGCGUCAGCGUCACAGACCCGAAGCGCCCAGACAUCACCAAGGCCAUUGAGAGCCUGAAGGAGGGUCUAUUCGAGGCCGGAUACAAGGCCUAGAAAAAGUAUGGUUUGAUGAAAUACUACAACAAUAUACAGAAAAGCAGAUACCAGAAUAGAAACG